CUCUGUCGCUACGCGACGGCGGUGUGAUGGCGGACGCGGUGCUGGGGCGGGCGGCGCGGCUGUGGGCGCUGCUGGAUGAGAUGGCGGAGAACCAACCGCGGGCUUACCGCCGGCUGCUGCGGGAGCAGCGCGCCCAGGCAGAGCGGUUCUGCGCCCGUCCCGAGCCCCGGCUGUGCGUGCGGACUCUGCCCGCCGCGGGGAAGCCGCACCCGGGGCUCGGCCCGGCGCGGGGCGCUGCGUGCGCGCCGCUCUUCGUCAACGUCUGCGGCUGGAGGCGGGUGCCGGGCCCGGCGGAGCUCCGGGCCAGCAUCCCCGUCAUCGCGGGGCCGCUGCAGGAGGCGGCGGGCGGGGGAGAUUCUUACAGCGUAAUAGAUAUUGCUUAUAACCCAGAUGUUCUGCAGAGGAGAGAAGAAAACCCAGAAGCGAUGGAACAUUUGAUCCAUUUAACGCUUAAAUUUGUAGAGGAACAAUACAACCUUAUUCUUUCACAUUCAUACAAAAUCGAAUCUUUCAAGCUGAAAGGAAGCCCGGAAAGGAUGUGGCAACGACUGAAAGGUGGGCAGCUGCCACCACCCCACCUCGGUCAGAACACAGAGAAGGAACUGACACUCGAUCAACUGUUGCACAGCAUAGAAGCUGAGGAUCGCAGCGACGCUCCUGUCCUGCUGAAGGAAGGAAGCAUCACACAAUCUGAAGUGCAACUGAUAGAGGAAAUCAGCAGUACAGAAGUGCCAGAGGAGCUAAGCACCCCUGCCUACAAAAUGACCACUGUGAGGGAUGCAAAUAACAAGCCAGUGAGAAUUGAACUGAAAGUUGAGUUGCCUAAGGUCAGCUCUGUUUCUGAGUGUGAUCUAAGAAUUUCCAAGGAUGAUGUGAUCAUUGAUGUCCCUGAAAAAUACAAAUUACAACUAGAUCUGCCAGAAUUAGUGGAUGAAGAGAUGACGACAGCGGUAUUUAAUAAAGAAAAAGGGGUAUUGUUCAUCACAGCGCCCAUUGCCAAGCCUGGACAAUAAAGGCUGCUUUGUUUAGUUUGUGUUCUCAGAUGACAGAACUAAACAAAAGCCCAGAAUGAGAAUCCUGACUCCUGGUUGGUAAUGAAUUAAUGGACCUUCUCAUCUUCAAAGGUGAAUAUCUCAAAGGUAUAUAUAGAAAAGGAAGUCAGGAGGAAUACUGGCCCACUGAGCUUUGGAAGUAAAGACUGUAAAUACUCAAAAAAUAAUUGAACACAUUAACAGUUGUAUGUAAAUGCAUACACUUACUACAUCAUUAAUAUACAGUAGUAGCAGGGUUUUUUUUGUUGUUAAGUAAAUUAUUUUGCUUACUGGA
Molecule: messenger RNA, 1326 nt
Organism: Gallus gallus (chicken)
Lineage: Eukaryota; Metazoa; Chordata; Aves; Galliformes; Phasianidae
Gene: PIH1D2
Product: PIH1 domain containing 2
Exons: 4
Coding region: 27-1013 (328 amino acids)
Biological process (GO): rRNA processing; box C/D snoRNP assembly
Cellular component (GO): ribonucleoprotein complex; cytoplasm; R2TP complex
Source: RefSeq, a predicted model, not a curated record